AUGCUGAAAAACAAAGAAGCAUGCUUCGGAAGCAAUGGGCAAGAGCAGAUCGACGAAAAAAAACCGGUGUUCUGCUUGAGCAUGGUGGUAUUCUGGGGAACACUGAAAUCACCCAACUACCCGAUUAAGAAAACUGCCGAUUGGGACACGUGUGUCAAUGAUUGUUUGAACACUAAUAACUGUGUGGCCUGCGCCGAAGGGACCACAGAAACUGAGUGCCUUAUAUUUGAAUAUUAUAAUCUCACAUAUAUCACAAAAACUGCGUUCAACACAAAAAAAGUUGCAUUGAAGUUGGAAAUUAAUGGUGCCGAAUGUCCAGCAAGCACGGACCCGCCGCUAUUCGGAAAACCGAAUGCUUAUGGUUACAUUAAAAAUGUGCGUAGUACUGCUACGGAAAAAUUCAAAUCAAUGUUCUAUACAGUGACUGCUGGACUCAAAAUCACAUAUAAUCCUUGCUACGAUGAUGAAAGCGCAGUGACUGAUGGAAACACCUUCUAUUGCGUUUCGCCGUCGUAUUCCGAGGAAUCAUACGUUGAUGCGAAAGCCGUUUGUUCUGGGAAGGGCGGCGAGCUGUUGGCAAUCACUUCUCAAACGAUGUACGACAAUUUCAAAGAUUGGAUAGUUCCACUUCAAUCGACUACAUCCUACAUAAAAAUGAAACGGCUGAAAACCUGUGAUACCUCAUAUCCCUCAUCUUAUAAUACCGCUUCUCCUGACGGAACUUGCGGAAAAAAUAAACUAUUUACAACAGAGGGAACUACGAAUCAGUUUACCGCUGGAGCUUGGGCGAGUGAUUAUCCGUGCAAUUCGCAAUGCGGAGAGUGUCUUUUGAUGUCUCUUCGCGGCAAAAGCGCUCCACCGUACGUUGAAUGCGGCGCGCUUCUCGGCAAAUAUCGAACAUUUCAAAUAGAUCAAAUGAUUGCUGGCGGUGGAUUCGGACAAAUCUAUCGAGCAUUCAAUUUGGACACUAAUGAAGAAGUGGCAGUCAAAGUAGAAAAAGCGCAUGGAAACGACUCUCAACGAAUGAUCAUGGAAUCAAUGGUUCUAGAAAGCAUGCUAGGAAAAAGACAUUUCCCAAGGAUUUACUACUCUGGGUCAUUGAAAAAUUUUAAUUAUAUCGUCAUGGAAAUGCUUGGAAUGAAUCUUGGCGAUAUUCGAAAAUCACUGGCAUCGCGUAAAAUCUCUAAGCACUCGGCGAUUCGAAUCGGAAUUCAAGUCAUCGAUGGUCUUGAAUUGCUCCAUUCUCAAGGGUUUCUGCAUCGAGACUUGAAGCCAACGAAUUGCUGUGUCGGUCUUGGACCGGAUCGCAAACGGAUCUACUUGGUCGAUUUUGGAAUGUCGCGCAGAUUCCGGAACGAAGAUGGAAGUCAUCGAGAAUCUCGACGAUAUUGCGGCUUUCGCGGCACAACCCGCUAUUGCUCUUAUCGAAUGCAUGAUCGAAGAGAGCAGGGACCCGUUGAUGAUCUUUGGUGCCUUUACUAUACACUAGCAGAGCUUAUUGAAGGCUAUCUGCCGUGGAGAAGCUUAGAAGCGGCUGAUGAAAUGGCACAAGCCAAGAAAAUUGCGAAACAUUCAGAGAUUUAUCCCUCAAUGCCCACACGAUUCGCAAGUUUUGAUCGGAAUCUUCGACGUCUUCGUCAGGAUUCGACGCCGAACUAUCUCAAAUUCAAGGACAUUCUUGCAUCUUGCGUUAAAUUUGUCGAUACGAACGCGGAAUUCGAAUGGGACGAAGAGAAGUACAACAUGUGA
Caenorhabditis bovis is the source of this 1749-nucleotide messenger RNA. Lineage: Eukaryota; Metazoa; Nematoda; Chromadorea; Rhabditida; Rhabditidae. The record is from the annotation of a GenBank genome assembly.